This is a messenger RNA of Ornithorhynchus anatinus (platypus), 4814 nucleotides long. It is a transcript of the gene ATG7, whose product is annotated as autophagy related 7. Lineage: Eukaryota; Metazoa; Chordata; Mammalia; Monotremata; Ornithorhynchidae. Gene Ontology annotation, cellular component: cytoplasm; phagophore assembly site. The transcript has 20 exons. The record is from RefSeq and is a predicted model, not a curated record. Gene Ontology annotation, biological process: protein modification by small protein conjugation; C-terminal protein lipidation; cellular response to nitrogen starvation. Gene Ontology annotation, molecular function: Atg12 activating enzyme activity; Atg8 activating enzyme activity. The coding region runs from base 106 to 2301 and encodes 731 amino acids.
CGGCGCGCGCCGCCGAAGAAGCGCCGCAGCUGCCGGAAGUAGAGCGGCGGUGGCCGGGCAGCCUUUCCAAACGUUGUUGCGGGGCAAACGAGAGCUAAAUAAAUAAUGGCCACAGCUCCUGGGGAUGUACCUCUUCCUUCGGAAUCGGGAUUCUCCAAGCUGCAGUUUGCCCCGUUCAGUAGCGCCUUGGAUGCAGGGUUCUGGCAUGAGCUUACCCAGAAAAAGCUCAAUGAAUACAGACUGGACGAGACUCCGAAGGACAUCAAGGGGUACUAUUACAAUGGUGAUUCUGCGGGUUUGCCGGCUCGCUUAACGUUGGAGUUCAGUGCUUUUGAUGUGAAUGCUGCCACUCCAGCUCGCUGCUGUCCAGCAAUUGGAACUUUGUAUAAUACCAACACUUUAGAGUCCUUCAAAACCUGCGAUAAGAAGUUACUUCUGGAAAAAGCAGCAAAUGAGAUUUGGGAAUCUAUCAAAUCGGGGGCUGCACUUGAAAAUCCUGUACUCCUCAACAAGUUCCUCCUCCUGACGUUUUCAGAUCUAAAGAAGUACCACUUUUAUUACUGGUUUUGCUACCCUGCUCUCUGUCUUCCAGAAGGUGUACCUCUCAUUCGACAGCCACUUGGCCUCGGUCAAAGGUUUUCUCCAAGUCAGAUCCAAGCACUCGAGUGUGCAUAUGAUGAUCUUUGCCAGGCAGAAGGAGUCACAGCACUGCCUUAUUUUUUAAUCAAGCAAGAUGGAAACUCUGUGCUGGCCUCCUCACUCAAAAACUGGAAGGCUUUUUUCCAAGAUCAAAGAAAAAAGGUCACAGUUGGAGUUUAUGAUCCCUGCAAUUUAGCUCACUAUCCAGGAUGGCCCUUGCGGAAUUUACUGGUCCUGGCAGCACACAAAUGGAGUAGCCACUUCCAGACAGUUGAAGUUCUCUGCUUCAGAGAUCGGACCAUGCAGGGUGUGAGGGACAUCACCCACAGCAUCAUCUUUGAAGUGAAGCUUCCACAGAUGGCAUUUAGCCCAGACUGCCCAAAAGCUGUUGGGUGGGAAAAAAACCAGAAAGGAAGCAUGGGUCCGAGGAUGGUGAAUCUCAGUGAAUGUAUGGAUCCUAAAAGGUUAGCGGAGUCCUCAGUGGAUCUGAAUCUUAAACUGAUGUGCUGGCGCUUGGUACCAACUUUAGACUUGGAGAAAGUCGUGUCUGUUAAGUGCCUUCUACUAGGAGCUGGUACACUGGGCUGCAGUGUAGCUAGAACCUUAAUGGGCUGGGGAGUCAGGCACAUCACCUUUGUGGACAAUGCCAAGAUCUCCUAUUCGAAUCCUGUAAGGCAGCCUCUGUAUGAAUUUGAAGAUUGUCUUGGUGGAGGAAAGCCCAAGGCCCUUGCCGCAGCAAAUCGACUCCAGAAAAUAUUCCCAGGUGUGAAUGCCAGAGGCUUUAACAUGAGCAUUCCCAUGCCGGGGCACCCUGUGAACUUCUCCAACGUAACCAUGGAGCAAGCUCGGAAGGAUGUGGAGCAACUGGAGAGGCUCAUCGAGGGCCAUGAUGUUAUUUUCCUCUUGAUGGACACCAGAGAAAGCCGGUGGCUUCCUGCUGUUAUUGCGGCAAGCAAAAGGAAGUUGGUCAUCAAUGCCGCUUUGGGUUUUGACACAUUCGUCGUCAUGAGGCAUGGCCUGAAGAAACCGAAAGAGCAGAGUAUUGGGAAUGAAGGCCUCACCCAGCCUUCCGGCUCUGCUGAUCUCCUGGGUUCAUCACUCUUUUCCAACAUCCCUGGCUACAAACUUGGCUGCUACUUUUGCAAUGAUGUGGUGGCACCUGGAGAUUCAACCAGAGACCGGACCCUGGACCAACAGUGUACAGUCAGCCGGCCAGGAUUAGCCAUGAUCGCUGGAGCCCUGGCAGUAGAGCUGAUGGUUUCUGUUUUACAACAUCCAGAGGGGGGCUAUGCUGUUGCUAGUAGCAGUGAUGACCGCAUGAAUGAACCUCCCACUUCGCUCGGACUUGUGCCCCAUCAGAUACGAGGAUUUCUGUCCCGAUUUGAUAACGUCCUUCCCGUCAGCCUGGCCUUUGACAAGUGUACUGCCUGUUCUUCCAAAAUUCUUGAUCAGUAUGAACGAGAGGGAUUUCAUUUCCUGGCGAAGGUGUUUAAUUCCUCACAUUCCUUCUUAGAAGACCUGACUGGUCUCACUUUGUUACAUCAAGAGACUCAAGCUGCAGAGGUCCCGGAGAAGAGAGGCGUCAAAAGCGCCUGGCUUGUAGCAUCCGGCCCGGAGAGUAGAGAUGAUAUCUGGGACAUGAGUGACGACGAGACUGUCUGAAGGUCAUGGGGAAGGAAUGUGUGGCGACCAACUACGAGCUACCAACCAGCUGACCCGAUAACCAGCACCCUGUCUCGGACUUGAGAUUGAGUGGCUGGUUGGUCUCCACUCAACGAUGGGCUCCCCCAUGGGGCCCCCAACUUCUUCGCAUCAGAUCCGACCCUCUUGAGGCUAGGCCGGGGUCUUGUGCAGCAGCAGCUAUCCUACUGUCUCUUUCCUUCCUCUCUGACUGACCCCCCCCCCCCCCGCCCCCCGAGACUGGGGAUUUUCCUCCCUCCCAUUUCUCACUUUCCUGUCAGCCCAGAGCUAAGUGCUUCCAUGGUUUUGGCCUGGUCCCGGGAAGGAACUGGACCCCUGCAUCUCCCCUUUCUCUUGCCUGGGUGAGAACGGGCAGUUCAGGGCCCAGGGGUGGGUGGCCCGAAGCCGGGAUCUCCAUGUGCGAGCACCCUAAGGGCUCCAGAGGAAAGGUCGUCAGAGGACGCCCCACCCUGUGCUCCAGAGUGAUUCCUCACCCUUUGCCCUAAGCCUUCUCCCACUUCCAGGACCUCCAGAAAUUUGGAUUGACAUCGGGAAGGAAAAUACCAGCACUGUUGCUUCUUCCACGUGUUUCAGGCCAGGUCCCGGUGGCCUGUCCUCCAUCCACAGCCCCAGGGUUCUCAGAACCCAGACUUCGGAAUUCUGGGAACCAACUAGGAGGAAGAGUCACCUGAGAAAGAGAUUGGUCCCUUUCGGGGAGAGAGGCCACGGGGUUCUAUCUGGCAGGACAAGAACUUCACUCAACCGUUCUCCCCCACGCACACCCCCACCGCCUCCCCUGAACCGUCUGUCUCCGUAGCAUGAGACAGCCCAGCUCAGGGUUGCCGGAGAAGUCGUCUCAGGGUCUAGGAUUCCCACUCUAUCAAUGGGAGCCCGGAUUGGGUUGGGGUGGGGGCGGGGGAUGGCCCAAGCAAGCGGGAGAGGGCAGGGGCUGCAACCUCUGCCCCACCCAGAGGCACAGGGUCAUCUCAUUCUUGGGAGGCAAGGUGCCCUCCCUCUUCCCUGCCACCCUUUCCACCGAUCACUAUUGGAGGGUUUUGUCAACCUGCUGCCUUGUAUGCAGCCUGCUGUAUAGGCCUCUCCAGGAAGACCCAAGUCCGGUCCAGUUCCUUGCCGCCGGCCCCCGUCGCUCACCCGUUCCCUCCUCCUCGCGACCUCCUGUCUUUGAGGGAAGCUGCAGGCGGGCCAACCAGGCGUCCUCACCCUUUUGUGAGUUGCCAAGAGGAGGCACCGCGCUCAGGCGGGGCCCUGGGAGGGAUGGGCUCGGCAGGCUGCCAAGCCAACUCUGGGAGAGAGCGCCUGAAAAAAGACAGUUGCUCUCUCUGUGCAUGAGAAAGCAAAGACCCCUGAUUAGCUAUCAAACUGGGUUUGAGGGGGAGUUUUCCGAUUCUGGGACUUCUCUUCCCAGAACCCACUAUCUGCUGUGGGACUUUCCCAGGCCGUCACUGGGUGGCAAAAGCUGCCCCAGCCCCAGCCCCAGCCUCUGCCCCGUCCCUGCCUAAGUGUCCCUGCCUCGAGGGGCUUCAGCUCUUGCCCUUGCCCCCUCCUCAGCCUCGGCUCUUGCUCUUGCCCCCGCCUCUGCCUCGGCUCUCGCCCUUCGCCCCGCCUCAGCCUCAGCUUCUGCCCCUGCCCGGCUCCUGCCUCAACCUCAGCUUCUGUCCCUGUCCCAGCCUCUGUCCCUGCCCCGUCCCUGCCUCUCUGCCCCUACCUCACCUCCUGCUUCUGCUCCUAACCCCUCCUCUGCCCCAGCCCCUGCCUCAGCCCCGCCUCAGCUCUUGCUCCUGCCUCAGUCCCUGCCCAGCCUCAGCUCCUGCCUCUGCCCCAGCCCCCGCUUCAGACUCAGCUCCUAUUUCAGCCUCAGUUCCUGCUCUGCUCCUACCCCUCCCGCUGUCCCUGUCUCUGCCUCAGCUCUUGUCCUUGCCCUUGUCCCUGCCUCAGCUCCUGCCCCUGUGCCAUUCUCACUGCUUCAGCUCCUGCCCCUGCCCCAGCCUCAGCUCCUUUCCCAGCCCCAGUCUCAGCCACAGCCUCUGCCCUUACCCCUACCUCAGCCCCAGCUGAGUGGUCUGUCAGGUCUGUAGCCACCAAACAAAACCCAAGAGUCAUGUUUGAGUCGGAUCCUCACAUGCCCACUUCACGGGUCCCAAAGCUGGAAGCUCUGCCUCCACACGCCCAGAGGCCGAGGCCAAAUUGCAUUUGUGCUCCUCUCUGAGCUCGGCAUACAUAGAUGGGCCGGCUGGCCGGCGGACUGCCCCCUGGCCUGGCUGGGGUGUGUACUAGAGCCCAGCUGGGCACGGCCAAUGCUCUCCUCCCUGCUUCCUUUGUGCUCUCCGGUGUUCUGCUUGCUCUCUUGUCCUUUUCCAAAAGCCAACGCUCCGGUCUCUGCCUCUAGAGGGUUUCUGAGAGGCGGGUGGAGUGUCGGGGGCUCUGACAGUGAAUGAAAUUGUUUAUUAAAAGUCUAAUGGCGUGGUGUAGAGAAA